This is a messenger RNA of Teleopsis dalmanni, 2032 nucleotides long. Its product is annotated as ATP-binding cassette sub-family G member 4. The coding region runs from base 9 to 1982 and encodes 657 amino acids. NCBI's taxonomy places the organism in Eukaryota, Metazoa, Arthropoda, Insecta, Diptera, Diopsidae. Gene Ontology annotation, cellular component: plasma membrane. The transcript has 9 exons. The record is from RefSeq and is a predicted model, not a curated record. Gene Ontology annotation, molecular function: ABC-type transporter activity; ATP binding; ATP hydrolysis activity.
AAGUCACAAUGGAGGCUACAAUGGAAACGUCCAUCGACAACCACAGUUUGACAGACGAAAUAGCGAUAUCAACAGUUGUGGAUGUGGACCAAAAUAACAUAGCUUUUCCAUACUAUAGCAAUACAAAUGGACGAUUGGUGGGUCAAACUGAUCUGAGAUUGCAAUUUCGUAAUGUUAACUACGAACUCAAAGAGCGAAACUCAAAAUUAGUUAAAAUACUCAAUGAACUAUGUGGCGAAUUUGUGUCGGGUCGCUUAACGGCUGUACUAGGUCCAUCAGGUGCAGGAAAAACCUCCAUGUUAAAUGUGCUUUCAGGCUUUAAAGCAAAAGGUGUUACUGGACAAUUUGAGCUUAAUGGCAAAGAACGUAACUUACUGACCUUUCGUAAGCUUUGUUCCUACAUUCCGCAAGAAUUUGCUAUGUUAGAUCUGUUAACUGUUGAAGAGACUCUGAAAGUAUCUGCAGAUCUUAAGUUGUCAACAGAUAAAAGUGCUAAAGAAAAACAAGAAAUUAUUGAUGACGUUCUGCAGAUACUUAAUAUGGUAAAAUGUCGUGAUAAUUUGGUGGGUACCUUAUCAGGGGGUGAACGUAAACGGCUUUCAAUAGGUGUAGAACUAAUUACCAAUCCACCUAUAAUGUUUUUUGAUGAGCCAACUAGUGGUCUUGACAGCGUUGCCAGUUUACAGAUUAUUAAUUAUUUACGUCGGUUAGCAUAUGACGGACGAAUUAUUAUUUGCAUAGUACAUCAACCCAGUUCACGCCUUAUGAAGCUAUUUGAUGAUGUUUUUGUAUUGUCGCAUGGAGAAAUUCUUUAUGGCGGACCUCAAAACGAUAUGUUAGCACAUUUUGAAGAAAGUGGUUUCAUAUGUCCAAAGUACUUCAAUCCAGCCGACUUCGUCCUGGAAAUAGGUAGUGUAGAACAUAAUACGAACAUUUCAGCACUCAUAGAGCGAAACAAACAUAAAUAUAGCAUAAAACAUAAAGGAUCGGCAGAAAGUCUGAAACACGAUGAAAAUUCUGAAAUGUUACCAACGUCUACAAUGAACACUCGCAUUGCAAUACAAGACAGCAACAAAACCAACAGUUUACCAGAACUCCAAAUUAAAUAUUUUGAAUUGCACAAAAUUGUGAGACCCAAAGAGCAAGUCAGUGUAUGUCGACAAAUAGUGGUGUUAACACGUAGGUCACUACGUUCCAUGUCAAGAAAUAUGAUAUCAGUUCAGUUGCGGGUUAUAAUGCACUUUGUUGUUGCAAUUUUAUUAGGCGUGGUCUUUUGGAAUAUUGGCAAUGAUGCUGCUAAAGCGAUUACCAAUUCUUCAUCUAUAUUUUUUGUGGUUUUAUUUCUUUUUUUUGGAAAUGCUUUGCCAUCCAUAAUAUUAUGCCAACAGGAGACUGCAGUUUUUUUACGAGAAUAUCUGAAUGGUUGGUACUCGGUUGAAGCUUAUUACAUAUCGAAACUCAUAGCAGAUCUGCCAUUGCAACUUUGCUGUCCAUCAAUCUUUAUAUUGAUUAUAUAUUAUAUGACUGGUCAGCCACUAGAAAUGGAUCGGUUUCUUAUGUGUUUUGUUGUUAGUCUAAUGAUUAAUAUAAUUGGUCAUUUUUAUGGAUUGGUAUUUGGUUGUUUAUUCGAUUUACAGGUGUCAAUAUUCUUGGUGCCGUCUACAGCUAUACCUUUGUUGCUAUUUUCCGGAUUUUUUAUACGCAUACAUGAAUUGGCUACAUUUUUACGUCCUCUAUGUGAUUUUUCGGCAUUCCGUUACACUUUAGAAGGUCUGAUGUUAGCAAUAUAUGGUUUCGAUCGUCCAGAGUUGGAUUGUCAUAUCGAUUUCUGUUAUUUUAAGUCGCCGAAGAAGUUUCUUAAGGAAAUGUCUAUGUUGGAUGCAAAUUAUAGUUACGAUUUGCUUGCACUUUUCUUAUGGAUUCUCUUCUUUAAGAUAUUAUUCUACCUCAGUCUAUUACUACGUAUAAGAAGAACGCAAUGACCAUGACUUAAGUUUAUUUACUUCAUAUACUAAAUGUGGUCGUUUUUAAG